CAAAGCUGAAAUUCAUUAGCAGCAAAUUUAUCAUGAUACGGUGAAGGACGGUUCAUGAUGUUUUAAGAAUAGAUCAAAGAAAUGAUUCUGGGGUUUGCUCGAAAGAUGCCAUCGCGAUCGAGGUGUAUCCAGACAACUUCGUGGUCCUUCCAAACUCUGGAUCAUGUCAUCAGCUCCCCGGCCAAUUACAUGUGGAACAGGAGAAGCUAAGCAGAGGUGAUUGCACAGCCUGAAAGCCCAAAACAGAAAUUGCCUCUAAAUUGAAACCGAGUGUACGUAUGACUCUGUGUCUCACCUCAUCAUCGUGGUCGUAUCAAUAGGCCCCAUUGACCGUUGUUGGAAGACGUUUUGACUGACAACGCAAAGUCAAAACACAAAGAUUUCACAAAACCAGACAGUUGAAAGAAGACAGACCCCAACAUCUAAAUUUAGGCAGACAAUUUGUCUCCAAGAAAUUCGGAUCUUCCUAUGGUUUUUAGUUGCUUCUUCCUCCUCUCCCACCAAAGGAACAGUGGCAUCCAUUUCAUGCCAUUCAAUCAUUUCUUUCUUCUACACACAGACACAGACUUCUCUCUUCCCUUUUAUGCCUUAAACAGCAAAUCAACCCUUUCUCUCCUCACAACAUCUUCCUUCUCCUCCAUUCUUUCCUCUUCCUCUUCUCUCUCUCUCUCUCUCUCUGCCCCCCUCCCUCUCUUGACCCUCUUCGGGCUUAAACAUGACCGCAUAUUAGACUUCGACUUGUACCAAGUUCGGCCGAGUAUUAUCUGGAGGAGAUAAUUUGGUGAUCGGGCGAGCUCACAUUGGUGAUUCGGUGCCUUCCGUGCAGGUUUCCCUCUACAUGUGAUGGUUCCGGUGAUAACAGGAUAGGACAUGCUGAGACGACCAGGUCCCGAAUAAAAAAGAGAGAAGGGGCUCACAGGAUACUCGUUAACAGUCAAAAUGACGACGAAAAUGAAGGGCCUCCUCAAGGGCCUGAGGUACAUUUCUCAGAUAUUUGAUGAUGAGAAAGAACCGGAAAUGGUCAUUGGAUUCCCGACGGAUGUAAAGCACGUUGCCCACAUUGGCAUGGAUGGCCCUUCCAAUGCUCCACCUAGCUGGAUGAAUGAGUUCAAGCAGCCGGGUACGGAAGGAGAUCAUAAAGAGGAUCCAGAUUCCAGCCAUAAAGUAUCCGAAAGCGGUUCUGUUCAUAAAGAAGGGUCAAGCAGAAGAGGGGCAAAAGCGCACAAUUGCCACGGCUCUCCGGCCAGAGACCUGCCGGAGGUGCCAAAACCAUCCCGUCGCCAUUCAUCGACAUCAACUGGUAACGAGUCCCCCACAAAGGCCAAGUCUGAGAAGCACCGCCAUUCACGCCGUGCCUCAAAGGGCUCCCCGGGAAGGGACUUUCUCGACUCCGGCCGCCUGCCCUCGGAUGCGGAAUCCGAAUCUGGCCUUGACUCCCCAAGGAAGCUGCCAGACAUCCCAAAAAAGUCAAGGAGAAAGAAGUCCAAGGACUCCGGUGGGUCGGUCCGAAGAUCGAAGGCCACAGCCCAAGCUUCUCCCCUAUCGGAGGAGCUAGGCUCAGCACCUCGGCAUCACAGUUCGAGCAGCAUAAAGUCCGUGGAGGAAGGGGACAACGAGAAGGGGCCCGGCGCAGUUUCGUAAUUGCCUAUAUAUACCUUUGGGUUUGCUAAUUUUCCCAGUAGGGGCCCCCUGUUAGAGUCUUGCUUUGGGGAGAGAGAGAGCGACAGACAAGAAAGAGAGAAGAGGGGGAAGGGUUUUGUUGCUUCAAAAUUUCAGACAUCAGAACAGAAUACUAUGAAUGUCAUGACAUAUUCUUA
Messenger RNA from Punica granatum (pomegranate), 1817 nucleotides. The record is from RefSeq and is a predicted model, not a curated record. Lineage: Eukaryota; Viridiplantae; Streptophyta; Magnoliopsida; Myrtales; Lythraceae.